AUGGCUCCCGUUACAGGAAUUGCCUGCUCGCACGCAGUGUCGCUACGUCUGGGUUCGUCCGCAGCCGCCUCCUCGUCGUCGUCUUUCUGCACAGGCGAGCCUCGUCAAACCGCUCGCAUCGCGUCACGUAGAAACCGAGGGAAUGGCGCCGCUAGGAAAGGUCGUCUGGUGGCCAUGGCUGGUAGACAAGAUGACUCAGGAAGCAAUAAGGAUGUGGCGGGAGCGGGGAUGACGUGGGUGAGCCCUGAUUGGCUGACGUCAUUGUUCGAGAAGCUGCGCGGCCCGGACGACUCUGGCAUUCCCGUGGCGGACGCGAAGCUGGACGACGUGAAGGACCUGCUGGGCGGCGCGCUCUUCCUGCCGCUCUUCAAGUGGAUGCUCGAGUCCGGCCCCGUCUAUCGGCUGGCGGCGGGGCCGCGCAACUUCGUGAUAAUCGGCGAGCCGGAGACGGCGAAGCACGUGCUGCGGGGGUACGGGUCGAUAUACGCCAAGGGGCUCGUGGCGGAGGUGGCGGAGUUCCUCUUCGGCUCGGGCUUCGCCAUCGCCGAAGGCGACCUCUGGACCGCGCGGCGGCGCGCAGUGGGGCCGUCGCUGCACCGGCGGUAUCUGGAGAAGAUGGUGGCGACGGUGUUCGCCAGCAGCACGCAGCACCUGGUCGACAAGCUGCGCGGCAGCGCGGCGCGCGGCGAGGAGGUGAACAUGGAGGCGAUGUUCUCUCAGCUGACGCUGGACGUGAUCGGACUGGCCGUGUUCAACUUCCAGUUCGACUCGCUCUCCACCGACUCCCCGCUCAUCCAGGCCGUCUACACCGCGCUCAAGGAAACCGAGUCGCGCUCCACCGACAUCCUCCCCUACUGGCAGGUGCCACUGCUGUGCACGAUAGUGCCGCGGCAGCGCAAGGCGGCGGAGGCGGUGAGGGUGAUCCGCGAGACAGUGGAGGAGCUGGUGGCGCAGUGCAAGCGCAUGGUGGAGGCGGAGAACGAGCGGCGAGGGGACGACGAGGAGUACGUCAACGAGAGCGACCCCUCCAUCCUGCGCUUCCUCCUCGCCUCAAGGGAAGAGGUGUCGAGCGUGCAGCUACGGGACGACCUGCUGUCCAUGCUGGUGGCGGGCCAUGAGACCACGGGCUCCGUGCUCACCUGGACCGUCUACCUCCUCGCCCAGCACCCAGAGAAGAUGGCCAAGGCACAGGAGGAGGCGGAGAGGGUUCUCGCUGGGAAGAGCCAUCCGAGCCUGGCGGACACGAGGGAGCUCAAGUACCUCACGCGCUGCAUCAACGAGUCCAUGCGCCUCUACCCCCACCCCCCGAUUCUGAUCCGGAGGGCGGUGGUGGCUGAUGUGCUACCGGGGGGGUACAAGGUGCAGCCGGGGCAGGACAUGAUGAUCUCCGUCUACAACAUCCACCACUCGCCGCAGGUGUGGGAGCGCGCGGAUGAGUUCAUGCCGGAGCGGUUUGACCUCGAUGCGCCCGUGCCCAACGAGGUCAACACCGACUACAGGUACAUUCCGUUCAGCGGCGGCCCGCGCAAGUGCAUAGGGGACCAGUUUGCGAUGCUGGAGGCCAUCUGUGCGCUGUCGGUGCUCGUCCGCGAGUUUGACUUCGCGCUCGUGCCCAACCAGGACAUCAGCAUGACCACCGGCGCCACCAUCCACACCAAGAACGGACUGUACAUGACUGUCAAGGAGCAUCAUCCGUGCGGCGGCCACCAAGGAGCGCACACGCACUCGCACGGCGGCAACACGCGCGGCGGCGGUCAGCAGCAGCCGUCGCUACCGCCGCCGCAACGCACGGCGCGGGAUCUGACGGCGACGCUGCAGCAGCUGUGGGGCAACACGCAGGAGCCGCUCGUUCCGCCCUCCGACCCCCGCCAACCCGCCCCGCAGCCGCGCCCUCCGCCGCAGCCGAUUUCUUAUCCCUGCUCCCUUCCGCCCGCCACCUCUGGCGCCUCGUCGCAGGGCAAUCGCACAACGUCGCCUGGGCCGUCCGCUAGCUCGUCCUCGUCGCACUCCAAUGGCCUUACGCCACUUCAGCAACCGCAGGCGGCGGCCGUGCCGUUAAACUCCGCGGGCCAGCCCUGCCAGCAGCUCUCCCCCUCCCCCUCCACCUCCGGCGGCCAGCCCAGCCCCGGCGGCUCCCCCGCACCGUGCCCCUUCGUGCCGGGGCAGGCGGGCGGCGGCGGCGUGUGGCCGCGGCACGGGCCGAACUCGGUGGCGGAGCAGUUGCGCGAGCUGAGCGCGGCGGAGUGGAUGGCGCGCGUGCAGCAGGUGGAGCCGGUGGCGCUGGGCGCGGAGUACAUGGAGGCGGACUUCUUCCGCGGACUGGACGAGCUCACCUUCGCCUUCGACGAGAUGGAGUCGCUGCUCCCCCACGACCUCAACCCCGCCUUCCUCUCCGCUCCCCCGGGCGCCUUUCACGGCGCAUCAGGGGACGCAGGCAUGGGCAUGGGCGCGGGCAUGGGCGAGGAGGAGCUGCUGGGGAUGGCGGUGGACCGAAUGGUGCCCGCCCCCCAAGGCAUGGCGCCCGCGCAUCCCCCCACCAGUUGCGCCAGGGAUGGCUGGCAGUGCGCGGGGCAGCAGGGCGGGGGAGUUGAGGGGACGGGGAGUGCGAGGUCGGGGGAGAGCCAGGGGCGCGCGGAUAGCCAAGGGCGCGCGGAGGAACUGAUGGCGCAGAUGCAGCGGGCUGCGCUCAACAGCCCGGGCGGCUCCCAGGAGGGGUGGCAGCAGGGGGGGCAGCAGCAAGGGCAACAGCAGGGGCAGCAGCAGGGACAGGCGAUGCAGCAGUCGCAGCAUGGGGUGCAGGCGGCGGCAGGAGGAGGAGGAGCAGGCAGCAGCAGUGGCGGCACGGGCACGGGGCGGUCGGCGGUGAUUCAGAUGCUGCUGGACAUCGCCAAGGCCAUUGUGUCCGGCGACCACCACCGCGUGAGUGGUAGGCGAACGGUAGAGGGUGAGAAGGGGGGAGCAGGAGAAGGUGAGGGGGGAGAAGGUACAGGUGCGGUGCACGUGUUGGUGGAGCGCCUGACAGCGGUGGCGUCGGUGUACGGGGACGCCACACAGCGUGUGUCCGCCUACUUCCUCGAGGGGCUGCUCGCCCGCGCCUCCGGCACGGCGCCCACGGGCGCCGGCUGCCCCGGCAGUGACGGCGCGGGGGCAGCAGGCGCGCUGGGCAUCUACCGCUCCAUUGACUGCGAUGCCCCGCUGCUGCGCGCCUUUGAGGUGCUGGUGAGUGCGUCACCGUACCUGACGUUUGGGCACGUGGCAUGCAACAGCGCCAUACUGGAGGCGAUACAGGGAGCGCGCAAGGUGCACAUAGUGGACUUCGGGCUGGGUCACGCCGUGCAGUGGCCGCCACUCAUCCAGGCACUGGCAGUGCUGCCGGGGGGCCCACCGCACCUGCGCAUAACGGGCAUCGACCGCCCCUUUGUGGCCGGCAUCCACAAGGGCUACUGUCUCCGCCAGGCCGGCCAGCGCCUAAGGAAAGUGGCGCAGAGCUGGGGGGUGCCAUUCACGUUUAACUUCAUCCCCAUAAACCUGCCGGACCUGCAGCCAUCCAUGGUGCGCUGCGAGGCGGACGAGGUGCUCGUGGUGAACUGUGCGCUGCGCCUGCACAACCUCAUGGACGAGUCCGUCACGCCCUCCAACCCGCGCGCCGCCGUGCUGCGCACCAUGCGCGCGCUGGCGCCCGCGGUGACGACGCUGGUGGAGCAGAACACAAACCACAACUCGCCCUUCUUCCUCAGCCGCUUCCUCGAGGCGCUGCACUACUACGCAUCCAUCUUCGACGCCCUCGACGCGUCCGUGCCCGCGGACUCGACGGAGCGGCGGCUGUUUGAGCAGCGCGUGCUGGGGCGCGCCAUCGUGAACGUGGUGGCGUGCGAGGGGCAGGACCGCACAGAGCGCCAGGAGCCGCUGGGGCAGUGGGAGCGCCGCGUGCACCGCGCCGGGUUCGUGGGGUACCCGCUCAGCCGUGAGGUGGUGGCCACCGCCACCGCCCUGCUCUCCAC
This is a messenger RNA of Closterium sp. NIES-65, 4001 nucleotides long. The record is from the annotation of a GenBank genome assembly. Lineage: Eukaryota; Viridiplantae; Streptophyta; Zygnematophyceae; Desmidiales; Closteriaceae.